AUGGGGGGAAUCGGAAAGACUACUCUAGCUAAAAUUACAUUCAACGAUCGAUUCAUCGAAGCCAGUUUUCACAUAAAGAUUUGGAUCUGCGUUUCCAAGUACUUCAAAAAAAUUAGGAUAUUGAAAGAGAUCAUAGCGCAAGCAGGUGGGAACCCCCAGGAUGGUGACAGUAAAGAACAGCUGGUCUCGAUCCUUAGCAGUCUUAUCAAAGACAAGAAAAUUUUUCUUGUUCUGGAUGCCGUCUGGACCACAGAGGUCUGGGAAGAGCUACUCCGAGAGCCCGUGCAAGGCGCCGCUGUUGGCACCAGGGUGUUGAUAACGACUCAUCUCGAGUCUGCGGCGAGGCAGUUGGGAGCAUCUCACAUUCAUCCUGCCGAAAGAAUGACUGAUUUGGAAGGCUUCUCCUUGUUAUUCAAGAUGGUGUUCAGAAAUGGGGAGGAAGAACAGUGGGAAGCCCUGAAAGAUGUUGGCGUUAAAAUUGCCGAGAGAUGCAAGGGCGUCCCUUUAGCUAUAAAGACAAUCGGAGGAGUCCUCCAAUGCAAGGACAAGAACGCACGAGCGUGGGAGGAGAUACUCGAAGAUCAAGUAUGGUCUACAUCCAUCUUCCUAAAGGAGGACGAAAAUGUUACGAAAUCUCUGUAUUUGUCUUACAGGGAUCUGCCCUCCAGCAUCAAGCAGUGUCUUCUCUAUCUCUCGCUGUUUCCCCAAGACUUCGUCUUUGACCGCCUCAAUGUCGUGCAGUACUGGGUUGCUGAGGGUUUCCUGAAAUCAGAGGGCACUUUUUCCAUGGAAGAGUUCGGAAUGUACCAUUUCGAUGAGUUGGCCGAUAGAGGUUUUCUGCAGCCAGAGGAGUCAUCGAUAGCGAUGGCAGCUCUGUGCAAGAUGCCCGACAUUGUGCGUUCUCUCUGUCAGCAUCUGACUGAAGGUGAAUGUCUCUUCGGCGACAUGCCCAGACCGAAAGGCAGGUCCGGAAACCUCCGCCGGUUGUCAAUGGCAGAUUGUGACUUUCCCGUAGACCUCCAUCUCUUGAAAAGAGAACAACGCCUGAGGACACUCCUUAUCUGUAGGAACCCAUAUGGAGGGGUGGUUCUAAAACAGGAUGUUAUUGAAGCUCUUGCGUAUCUGAGAGUUUUAGAUAUCAGUGAGACACCCACGGAGGAACUGCCACACUCCAUCGCGAAACUUCGACACCUGAGGUACCUCAAUGUCUCUGGGACUCCCAUUCGGGCGUUGCCCGAUUCGAUAGGCAACCUGAAGAGCCUGCAGUUCCUGUUACUGAAGAACUGCAAGAACAUCUCCUCUCUUCCAGAUGGCAUAACGCAGCUGAGAAAUCUGAGGUCUCUCCAGAUUAACGAGGUACCUGGCAUCGAGCAGAUGCCAAAGGGAAUUGGCGAACUACAUCAGCUGCAAGAUCUGAAUGAGUUUAUUGUGGACAUGGGGGAGGGAAGCCUGCGAGAAUUGGGGCCUCUUUUACAACUGAGACAGCUGGUGAUAACCAAAUUGGAGAGAGUUUCAGAAAGAACCCAAGCCAGAAGUGCCCUCCUCGAAAAUAAAACCUCCAUGACUUGCAUAAGCUUUCAGUGGUCCUUCCCUCCCGUGGAUACGACGACUGUUGCCCAAAUAAUGAACAUGUCCGAUGUAUUUGAUGAGCUAUGCCCCUCAACCUCACUCCAAAUUCUCAGCGUCGUUGGAUACCUUGGUCUCACCCUCCCUCGUUGGAUGUGGCCAUCGUCAUCAUCUAGCGUCUCUGCCAUCCAUAAUGUCACAUUGAUAACAAUGAGCAGCUGCAUAAACUUCUCUCAGCUUCCUCCACUCGGACUUCUCCCUCAUCUGAAGACCCUCGUGAUCAAGGGUUGCUCCCAGCUCGUAACCAUCGGAACCGAGCUCGCAAAUCCUUCUGUUUCCCCACAUCCAUCUUCUUCUACAUCUUCUUCCACUGCAGAUGGUGGAUCAACUGCUGUUUUGUUCCCCAAGCUAGAAUUCUUUACUCUUCUAGAAAUGCCGAACCUUGAAACAUGGUCCUGGAAAACAGACAACGGGACAAGCAUGAUGGCCUUCCCUUCCCUCAAAGUUCUGUACCUUGGGGGCUGCCCCAAGUUGAGAUGCAUCCCCGAUAUCUCUUCGAGACAACUUGAGCAAAUAUACGUCUUAAACUGCCCUUCAAUCUUGGAGGUGGGGAGCUUUCGUGCUACGGAAAAAUUGCAUGUAAGAGAUGACAGCUCGGAACACCUCCCGCCAUGGUUGGAGUACGUCUGUGUCGAUCCCACCGAUGAGGUCUUAUCCCUUCUCCUCGAGGUCAAGCUGAGUCCGCUCAGGAGAAUGCUACAACAGAGAGAGGCGGGCGGCAACGACCCAGACGGUGGCUGGAAUGUCUUUAAACGAUUUCCUCAAGCUUACGUUGUCGCAACCGACGAUGAAACAAUGUUUUUAUUUUACAGCAAAGAUAAAUCAUUAGUCCAGACCAACGUGCAGGUCGCCUAA
This is a messenger RNA of Spirodela intermedia, 2481 nucleotides long. The record is from the annotation of a GenBank genome assembly. Lineage: Eukaryota; Viridiplantae; Streptophyta; Magnoliopsida; Alismatales; Araceae.